Messenger RNA from Arachis stenosperma, 1536 nucleotides. RefSeq lists its product as uncharacterized. The record is from RefSeq and is a predicted model, not a curated record. NCBI's taxonomy places the organism in Eukaryota, Viridiplantae, Streptophyta, Magnoliopsida, Fabales, Fabaceae. The transcript is spliced from 6 exons. The coding region runs from base 1 to 1536 and encodes 511 amino acids.
AUGGAGGAAGUCAGAACAGCUGUUUUUCACACUAACUCUUUUAAAGCUCCGGGUCCUGAUGGAUUUCAAGCUUUCUUCUUCAAAGAAUAUUGGGAGAUCAUUGGUCUUGAUGUUUGGAAGAUGGUUAAGCAGGCAUUCUCCGGUGUUACUCUUGAUCCGAGAAUGUUGGAGACUUUACUGGCCGAUUCUCUCUGCAAUGUAGUUUACAAGAUCAUCACGAAGGUCCUUGUUAAUAGGCUUCGUCCUCAUCUUGCGGAUAUUGUUGGCCCACUUCAAGGAGGAUUUAUUCCGGGACGAGAAACUCCUGACAACAUCAUUAUUGCUCAAGAAGUCCUCCACUUUAUGAAGAAGACUAAAUCAAAGAAAGGCACACUGGCCUUUAAGAUUGAUCUAGAGAAGGCUUAUGACAGAGUUAACUGGAGCUACAAAGAGACAAGUGCAAAAUGGAUGUUGGUUUUAGAGACUUUUUGCAAAGCAUCUGGGAUGAAGAUUAAUGUGGAGAAGUCUAAAGCGCUUUGCUCUAAGAAUGUCUCUGCAACAAGGAAAGAGAUUUUCACUGGUAUCCUCUAUCAGAUUGUCCAGGCUUGGGCUAGCAAGCUGGAAAGGGAGUUUACUCAAUCGGCUGGUAGACUCUGCUUGGUUAAUUCUGUUGCCGCCGCUAUUCCCACGUACCAGAUGCAGGUCUCUAUUUUUCCCAAAGGAAUCAUUAGUAAAUUGGAGUCUAUGAUGAGGAAUUUUCUUUGGAAAGGACAAGUUGAUGGAAGAGGAUUGAAUCUUGUUAGUUGGAAGGCAAACAAGCUAUGGGUCCAAUUGUUGGAUGCCAAGUACCGAUCAUCUCUAUAUGACUGUUUUAGUUAUCCUAAGAACAAGGACUCUCCCAUUUGGAGGUGUCUUUGCAAGGCUUGGGAAGUGUUGAAGGAUGGCUGGAGGAAAGAAGGACGGUUAUCUAAUGAGAUGGAUUAUGUUCACAUUUCUGAUUCGAAUCUCCGGAUACAAGAUAUUUGGUCGGUUGGUAGGUGGCAUUUGGAUACUCUUUAUUCUCCUUUAUCUCAAAAUCUGAAAGGUAAUAUUCUCUCUUACAAUCCAGAUGAACAAGCAGGUCCGGAAGUGGGUUGGUAUUGGAGUGGGUCUGCUACCAAAGUCUAUAACUCACGCAAUGGUUACUUGUGGUUGUGUAAGCAACUGUUUGGUUGGGAGGAGUGGGAGAAUUGGCUUUGGCUUUGGCGUCAGCUUGUUCCGGAAAAGCAUAAGUUUUUGGCUUGGUUGUGUCUUAAGGAGGCUCUUCCUACUGCAAGUUUUCGCUUUAGAAGAGGGAUGUCGUCAUCGGAUAGGUGUCCAAGAUGUCUUUCUAGCCAGGAAUCGGUUUUACAUUGUAUUCGGGAUUGUCCAAAAGCUCAGCUUGUCUGGCAUAGGUUGGAUAUUUCUUGUCAUCCUUUGGAUUUGAAGAACUGGUUCUUGUAUCAUAGCAGAGAGCAUCCGUUCAAGUUCUUUUCGGGACUUUGGUGGAUAUGGCGAGCAAGGAAUAAUGACAUUUAA